UCCGCUUCACCCUGCCACGCUCAAGAUGGCGACGGCGGAAGUGUAGCGAGGCGCGGAAGCCGGGUCAUGGCCGCGCCGGAAGAGCCGAGCGGCGGAACGGAGCGGGGCCGGGGGGCGGCUGGAGUGAGCCGGGAGCGGCGGGACCCCGGGGCUGCCGCCAUGUCGUGCUGUGCACAGGAUCCUGUGAGUGGGGAGAACGAGGAGGAAAGUAACGGGAUCAAUUUGAUGGAGUUCUCAGAUGAGAUCCUUCUGCACAUCCUAAGUUACGUCCCUUGCACAGACCUGGUCCUGAAUGUCAGGAAGACCUGCAGGAAGCUCGCAACACUUUGCCUCGACAAGAGUCUGACCCACACAGUUUUACUUCAGAAGGACUAUAAGGUGAACAAAGACAAAGUGAAGCAACUGAUGAGGGAUAUCGGGAAAGAGAUUUACCAGCUGAACAUGGCUGGGUGCUACUGGCUGCCCAGCUCCACUACUGACCACGUAACACGGUGCAAGAACCUGGUCAAGCUGAACUUGUCCGGGUGCCGUAUCACCUCUCUGCGUCUCUCCAAGAUGCUGUCCAUGCUGCAGCACCUGCGGUCCCUGGCCAUAGACGUGAACCCGGGCUUUGAUGCCAGUCAGCUCAGCAGUGAGUGCAAAGCCACCCUCAGCCGUGUGUCAGAGUUGAAGCAAACCCUUUACACUCCAUCAUACGGCGUUGUGCCGUGCUGCACUAGCCUUGAGAAACUGCUGCUUUAUUUUGAGAUCCUUGAUCGCUCACGAGAAGGUUUGAUGCUGUCUGGACAGCUAAUGGUGGGCGAGAGCAAUGUGCCUCACUACCAAAACCUUCGUGUCUUCUAUGCCAGGCUGGCUCCUGGCUACGUUAAUCAGGAGGUGGUGAGGCUGUACUUGGCUGUGCUGAGCGAUCGGACACCUGAGAACCUUCAUGCCUUCCUUAUUUCUGCCCCUGGUAGUUUUGCUGAGACGGGAGCCACUAAAAACCUUCUGGAUUCAAUGGCUCGAAACGUACGUCUGGAUGCUUUACAAUUGCCCAAAGCCUGGCUUAAUGGUUCUGGACUCCUGCAACACUUGAAGUUCAACAACCCUUUCUACUUCAGCUUUAGCCGAUGCACCUUAUCUGGUGGCCACCUGAUCCAGAGGGUUAUUAAUGGUGGGAAGGACCUUAAAAGCUUGACCAGUUUGAAUCUCAGCGGCUGCGUUCACUGCCUGGCUCCGGAGUCUUUGUUUCGAAGAGCAGAGGACGACAUUGACAGUAGCAUCCUGGAAAGCCUGGUAGUGUCUUGCUGCAACCUCAGACACCUCAACCUCUCUGCAGCUCAUCACCACAGCUCAGAAAGCAUAGGGAACCAUUUGUGCCAGCUCCUGUCCAGGCUGAAGCACCUGCUCUCGCUAGCACUACCCGUUUGUUCCAUCACAGAUGUUGCUGUGAGCACAGAAAAGCCUCCCACGCAGCCUAAUGCAACGCCCCAAACGUUCGGAAAGAAAACCCGUGUUGGGGUACAGACAUAUCAAAGGAACUCAGCAGACCAGACGUGCCAGAAGCUGGAAUCCUCAGUAUUCUGGACGCUGAUGAGAAGCCUCCGGUUUUUGGAAACCUUAGAAAUAAUUGGGUCCAGUUUUUCCUCCGCCAUGCCCCGCAAUGAGCCGGCAAUUCGGAACUCACUGCCUCCUUGUGUCCGAGCUCAGAGCGUGGGGGACUCGGAGGUGGCUGCCAUUAGCCAGCUGACUUAUUUGCAGAGCCUCACUUUAGCACAGCUGCCAAAUAUCGUUACCGGUUCCGGGCUCGUUAGCAUUGGAUUGCAGUGCCAGCAUUUACGGACUCUUUCGUUGGCCAACCUGGGCAUGAUGGGCAAAAUGGUCUAUAUGUCUGCUCUCAUGGACAUGCUGAAGCACUGCAGGUGUUUGAGAGAUCUCAGGCUGGAGCAGCCGUAUUUCAGCGCGGGCUCCCAGUUCUUCCAGGCCCUGAGUCACUGCUCCUCUCUCCAGCGGCUUUGCAUCGUCUCCCGGAGCGGGACUCUGCAGUCUGAUGCAGUGAUGUCAUUCAUGGCCAACUGCCUCGAGGUCAUCAUGUGCCACAUGUUUAUGGGAGAAUCUCUCACCGUCUGCAGAAAUCUCCAGCAGUCCAUCGUCCGGAGUUUCCAGGCGGAUCGCCCGGCGUUAAACGUCGUCAUUUUCCCUCUGCUUCACGAGGACUUGACAGAGGUCAUCAGAGAUGUCCCCAUGAGGCACUUGGAUGAGAUCACCUUGUUUAAAAGCAGAGUGGCCGAGGAGCCCCCCAACCUGUGGUGGUGACAGCACGGAGGGGACAGGCAGUGACAACGUGUAGGGUUGCAUCUCUUUGACCUGGAUUCCCCACCUGCAGCUCCCAGCCGCCUCCCUGGGUGCUGCACAUUCACUUUCAGUAGGUGCAGUUGCAAACUAAAAAGCAUUGGGGAAACAUCUCCUUGGAUGAUGCUUACAUCCGAGCAGCCUGUCUCAAAGGCUUCUGGAACACGCUGAGUAUUUCCUUGUGGUUAAUAAUGAAAUGCUUUAUUACUUUACUGAAGUUGAAGGUAAGAGAACCUGACUUAACGACUCUCCUUCCCCCGUGUCGCCUGGUGUAUUUCCCAAAGGCCCCUAUGUACUUUGGCAGUGUGCUUUGUGAUAUUGGUGGAAAUCAUUCUUUGCUUUGGUCUAUUUGUGGCAAAGUAGAAAAGCCUCGGACAACUGAGAGGCACAGCCGUGUGUCUCUCCAUUGAGAUGUAUCCCAUCUUUUCUAUGUUACAGGUACACACUGGUAGCCACCCAUGUGCAGUCACAGCUAUUUCAUGGUCUUUAGAUUAAGGAGGACCACAAGGACUAUUUUCUGUCUAUUUCUUAAAGAACAAAUCAUGGCUCUUAGCACCUUGGCCACACGUGCUCUCGCUGAUGCUAUUCCCCAGUUGAUGUGCUGGGAGAUGUUCUCAGCUGCUUUGGAAACCUUUGUCCUGGGCUGUGUGGAGCCUCCAGUGGCUGAGUUAAGGCUUCGGGUCUGAUUGAAGCGCAGUCUGUUUUGCUGUCUCAAUGGGGAUGCAGUGUUCUGGUUUUCUCCUUAGGUCCCAUGCCCUGAGUUGAUGCUAAUCUUAGAGGCGUAGUGAAGCAUCUUCACAGCGUGACUUCGGUCAGCUUCUCUGCCCCAGAGAACCUCCUCAGGCGUCAGUAGUGGUCUGGAUCACUUUCAUAUUGCCUUAUUUACUGAGCACUUUGAAAGCAUCAGACAGCUGUACCAAAAGCCGUGUUGUGAAUUCCUGGAGUGCUGUUGCUGAGUGGCAGUCAGGUUUCCCUUUUGCUGGAGCAUUUAGUGGCAGAACAGUGGCUCUGUCUCCUGCAGAACAGCCGUCAGCUGGAGCUGGUUAACUCUGCACCUGCUCUAUCUCCUAGACACUCUCUGGUGUUGAGCAGUGCUUUAAUGGGACGUGGCUCCGGGCAGCCUGGUCUGGUGGUUGGUGACCCUGCCCACAGCACAGGGCUUGUAACUGGAUGAUCUUUGAGGGUCUUUUCAAGCCAGACCAUUCUAUGGUUCUGUUCUACAGUCAGGUAGGUGACGGUGUUAGUGAGCAGCUCGGUGUCUGUGCAUUGCUCAAACUGACCCUCACAUGUGUUUGCUGUCUGCCUGAGCUUCCCUCCCUGCUCAGGUCUGGGUCCAACAGCCGCCAUGCUGAGGCCUCUGGAAACAACCACAUCCUCCCCAUCCUCAGAGAUGAGCUGAGGGCACCCCUGGAGCUCUGCAGGCUGCUGCAGGUCAUACAUGGCGCUGGCACCCCGCUGUUGGCAUCCUGCUGCUGUUUGCUCUCCCCACGAGGUCGUUCUUUCUACCUCGUGUCAUUUUGCCUGUUCAAAUCCCUCUCCAACAACUUUCUUCUCUCCUCCUCCCACGCUCUAGCAAAGCCCAUGAGCUUGUUGGCAGGAAUGUGAGCCUCCGCUCCGUCCAGUGCAGUCCCCUCCAGCUCUGCCUGGUGUGUGUCCAGGUUUCUUUCCUAGAGUAAUUAAUGGGGGUCAGGCAUUGAGCUGCUGGAUGGUGCCAGUGCUGUGCUUCUCUCCUUCUGCUCUUGGGCAGGGUAAAGGGAAGGCUGAGGGUGUUGCCCAGUGUGUGAUGCUCAGACAUCUGUAUUCAUGCAAGCAGGUCAGAAGUCUUGAUGCCAACGCAAGCAGUUAUGAUCGGGGCUGGGAAAGGUCACCCACAGGUAGUAAAGACAGCACUACAAAAUGGUGAUAAAGAGGGAAAAUUGCCUCCUGCCCACCCCGUCCCCACCAUGCUCUGGUGCUCCCGAUCUCUGCCACAAAUCCUCUUACGGUGAGUGAGAAUUUCCGCUGCUCCUGCACUGCAGGCAGGAUUCACCAGAUGUUAAUAAUGUGCUUAUUUUCUCUAAGUGCUAUUUUGGCAUCGGUGUUAAUUACAAUUUAUAUUCUGCAACAUUUACACUGGGAAAAGAACCCACCCUAAUAGUCCCCAAUUGGCAGAGUUGGGCUAUUAAGCAUCGCACCAUAUGUUCUGAGCAGAGCAAUGCAUGGGGCUCAGAGCCCACUCGGUGCUGAGACUCCGUUGUGCAGCAUUGGAGCAGGAGGGAAUGGCGGCAUUGCCGUUCUGUUGGUGGCUUUUAUUUAACACCAAAUCCCUCCCUUUUCCUCUGGUCUCUGUCUCCAUCUCUCCAGAAAUAUCCCCCCUCUCCCCAUAGGCACCCAGUGGGGUGAUCUCAGCCUGUUGAAGCUGCCUUCCAUGAGCUGAAAUGGAUGGAUUCCAUUACAGAAGGAGCUCUCCUUGUAGGCUCUGCCUCUCUGGGCUGCCCGGUCCCCGCUGGUGUUUUUUGUGCUGCGCUCCAAGUCUGACCCAGCACCUCUGGGGCUGUGGGAGAAACCUGUGCAACCCAACAUUGAGCAGGAGCCUGUGCAGCUCUGGGAGGAGGCUGUGGGACAAGCAGCAGCAGUGGGGAAAGCAACAGUUGUCUGUUCUGCUCGUGCUUCCUUCGGGCAUCAUGCAGGGCCGUGAGGUUCCCUUACUGGGAGGAGAGCACAGGUCAGGAUGCUGAUGCCCUGCUUGCGUUAAUCCCCAGGGUGUCUGUGCAGCAGGGUCUGUCCCCUCAGCUCUUUGGGGGCUCUUUGGGACCCCAACCCCUGGCUGGGCACUGCAGGAUGAAGGAUGUUCCCCGUGGAUCUCCCGCUCCUUGGCAAUGCGCCGUGCUGGCAGAACCAUUUCCAUAGAAACCAGUUGGGUGUUGUACAGGGAAUGAUGAUGAGCAGCGAAGGGACGCUGCCUCGGACCCUGUUUCUUUUAGGGGGCAGUGAGGGGCAGAGCAGCCCCCAGCCUCACAGAUACCCCCAGCUGUUACUGCCCGGGGGGUUUCCUCCCCCCUCCCCUCAGCUUUCGUCACAUUUUCAAGAUGGCCAACCCGGUUAGGAAUAACCAUCAUCAUAAAGAAGGAUGGAUGGGCUCUGACUAUGAACACUGUUGCUGUUAGCAGCAGGAUGUCAGCCAUAAAACACGAAGCAAGGGAGGCAUUGACCUUUCCGCUGCUUGAAAUGAAUGGAGACAUCAAUAUCCGUUGUUUGGUGGCUCUGACCUCUGACGUGCUCCGUUCUCCCUUCACUGCUGUCUUAUUCUUAGCACUCCCCUCUGCUCUUUAGGAGGAGGGUCGGUACUUCCAUCUCCUGACCCCCACCUCACUCAGCAUCAGGGGACACAGAGCAGCAUGCGGAGGUGCCGGUGCUGUGUGCUGAGCCCCACUCCUACCCCGCAUCCCCCCCUUCCCUAUGCAAAGCUCUGAGCUCUGAAGGAAGGCAGAUCAAUACGCGUUUAAUUACGAUGGGCUUUUUAUUCUAGUUUUGAAGCGGUGAAGUGUAACGUUUUAUGUGAGCGCCAUCGGAGCCGGGCUGCCCGGUGCCUUGUUUUAUUUAUUGCUUGAAAGGAGCCCCUUCUAUUGUGAACUUCAUCUCCUCGCAGCAGCCAACGUGAAAUCAGGCAUUGCUAAUGAGCUGCGUGACAAUUAAGUAAUGUAGCACACAACCAUUAGGACGCUGCUUUUGGUUUUGAUGUUGGUCCUUUGAAGCGGAGCUGCAGCUCCCUGCCCAAGGCUGACAAGAAAAUGGUGCUCUUUCAAAACUUACUUUGAAUAUAAAAUGUCAGCGUAAGAGUCCCCGAUUCCUGGCACCCCUCGCUGUGAGCAGCAGGGGGGAUGCGGGUGCUGCUAGUGCAGCUGCUGGCAUUGGUGGGAAGGGGGAUUGGGAGAGCAGGGUGUGGGUGCUUGGUGUGCAGAGCUGCUGGUUGGAUGCCUGGGAGGGAAGGAGCUGCCCCACAGCUGGGGGGUGCAGGGAAGGCUGCGCUGCUGGGCUCAGAGCUCUGUGUCUGUGCGCUCAUCUGAUGCUCGUGUUUGCACCUGGUCCCGUGUUCUCGUAGUGAGUCCAAUUCUGAAUGUGCAACUUUCCUGUACGCAGUGGCAUGUGAAACUUCAAAUAAAGAGUGAGUCUGUUCUGAA
This is a messenger RNA of Coturnix japonica (Japanese quail), 6491 nucleotides long. RefSeq names its product F-box and leucine rich repeat protein 18 (gene FBXL18). Gene Ontology annotation, cellular component: SCF ubiquitin ligase complex. Gene Ontology annotation, molecular function: protein binding. The record is from RefSeq and is a predicted model, not a curated record. Gene Ontology annotation, biological process: SCF-dependent proteasomal ubiquitin-dependent protein catabolic process. NCBI's taxonomy places the organism in Eukaryota, Metazoa, Chordata, Aves, Galliformes, Phasianidae.